Porites evermanni is the source of this 2085-nucleotide messenger RNA. NCBI's taxonomy places the organism in Eukaryota, Metazoa, Cnidaria, Anthozoa, Scleractinia, Poritidae. The record is from the annotation of a GenBank genome assembly.
CAAGAAAUAUCAAAUGAGGAACUAUUACCGCUGACUGAGUUGACAAAAUUCCUUGGUGUGAAGGUACUCAAGUACUUUGAAAACAGGGUCAGCCCCAGUAUUAGGGGAUGUUUUUUACCAUUGACCAAACAAGCAGGGAACUUCUGUCUGCAAGUGCAAAAAAGGGCAACGCUUUCAGUAUCUUAGCGGACGAGGCUUGCGAUAUUUCUGUUGUUGAGCAAUUAAUAGACCUUGUCACGGUUUUCGGCGCCAUCUUGACGAAUAGGUAAACGUGUAAGAAAUUACAGAGUUUGUAUGAGAAUCUAAUGUCGAAUAAUUUCCGUAAAACGGCUGUUCUGUAAACUAAAGCUACAAGACAAAAACAAUUUGGGGGGCGUACCCGUCUGUUGUGUCUGUGAAGCACUUUGAUCAUUGUCAGAGUACUGCAAAAACUGAAUUUCUUGCAAUCGAACCUGUGUGUGAUCCCCAAGAAGUAACAGCUGAUGCUGUAACGAAGAAGCUUGUGGAAGUAAUAGAGAAAUGCGUGUUGUUCGUAGAGAAUCUUUAGUGAUUAUGGGUAGGUGAUGGGGCAAAUGUAAUGGUGGGGGAGGGAAAUGGUGUAGCUGCCCGUCUUAAGCGCCUCAACCAGUCUAUUGUCAAUUUUCACUGUAUAUGCCACUAACUGGCUCUGGCGUGUGGAGACAAUGGAGAUCAGAUAAAUUACAUCAAAGAUGUUGAAACCACCCUAACGGAAUUUCUUGCUUCCCUGCCUCUCCUAGGAUUUUCGAGCAUCCAAAAAUUGGUAUAAUUGCCCGUUUUUAACGGAUUUUUACCCUAAAAAGGUCCCCUAGAAUAUUCGGGAGUCUUUUCUUGGCUAAAAUUUUCGAAAAGGUCAGUUUUGAUCCCUAUAAUUUUCGGAUCACUAGACUUUAGCUAGGAAAUCCGAACAGGCGUAAACUUUUAAGGGGAUAAAAACAUGCCUAUAUCUACCGUUUAAAUACUAAAAUACGUUUAACAAUGCUAUGUUUAAGUGGUUUUUAACUAUAUUCUCGUUGGGUGCCCCUGAAGUUUCUUGGGAACGAUCCUUUAGCUUUAGAUCAUUAUAAGAAAGCCCGGACUUCCAAGUUUAUUGGGGCAAUUUACAUGCUCACUAAAGUUUUGCCAAUCUUAAAUUAACUUAGCAAGACAUUUCAGUCAAGUCAUCUAAACUUUGGACGAGUCAAACCUGCCCUUGACUACACUUAGACUCAGCUGACAUCGUUGAAGAGUUCACACCAGUUCUUAGAUGAUCUAGAGCAGGAUUUGCAUGAAGGCGGGAGACUCGGCCGUGUUGGCUUGACCCUCAGUGACCAGGAUUAGAGGGUUAUUUUAACCCUGAAUGAGAAAUACAUCACUGCAUUGAAGCAAAACAUAGAACAACGGUUUCAUGUUUUCAUGUCUUCAAUCCCGAGACAGUGCGGCCAUGGGAUCGCUUCUCUAAGAGUGCUUGCAAAUCACUAUUAUCAAGACAGAUGAUGCAAAGAGCAAGAAACUGAAGAGCUGUUUUCUGAAUGGAACAAGGUCAAGUUUGACUUCUUGAAAUGGAAGUCCCACAUGCCAGAGCUUUCGGUGAUGCAAAUAAACUUUAAAGAGACUCCUUCGAAUGAAGUCAGAAUUUGGCCACUUUUCCCCUAAAUUAGUUACUUUGGUAGAGAUUUCAAUUUCUGCUCCAGUCACCAAUGCUUGACCAGAAUGAGGUGCUAGUGCCUUGAAGAGAUUAAAGACAAGAUUUAGGAGCGGGCUUAACAGCGAUCUCCUGGAUGCUCUUAUGCAGAUUACAUUGAAUGGCCCACCAGUUCAGUCAGGACCUGGCUUACCGUGAAGAGGUGAAGGAAAUCACCCACUCACAUCCCAAGUCAAAGCUGAUCCCAGGGUGCAAGUGAAAAAGUGCAAGCAGUUACUAUGGUGGAUCAGGAAGUUCAAUCUACUGGUACUCAGAAUGAGGAAUUGACAACAGCUGCAGAAGCUGAAGAGAUUUCCGAACUUGAUGCAGAGAAAGAUGCUUUUAGCCUGGACUUUCUUGGUGAUUCAGACAGCGGCUCAGGUCUUGAGAGUGAGGAUGAGUAG